Glossina fuscipes is the source of this 801-nucleotide messenger RNA. RefSeq names its product early boundary activity protein 1-like. Gene Ontology annotation, cellular component: nucleus. NCBI's taxonomy places the organism in Eukaryota, Metazoa, Arthropoda, Insecta, Diptera, Glossinidae. Gene Ontology annotation, molecular function: DNA binding; transcription corepressor activity. The record is from RefSeq and is a predicted model, not a curated record. Gene Ontology annotation, biological process: positive regulation of neuron differentiation; negative regulation of Notch signaling pathway. The transcript has a single exon. Bases 1 to 801 code for a protein of 266 amino acids.
AUGAGUUUCGACAGAUCUAUUGAAAUGGACUUCGCUACUAUAGAGAUGAAGCUGAAAGUUUUGAAUAUCUGGCAGGCUAUUAAAAAGCGAGCUUGCCAAAAACUACAAAACGAGCAGGAAGGAAUUGCGAGACUUAUGCGAAAAACAAACGGUUUACGAGAGAGAUUACGUCUAAGAGACGUAAAGAUCAACGAACAAGAUUUUGAGAAGUUCUGCCAAGAGAAGUUGGCCAAAAUGCCACCGCUGCGUCGAGCCUAUGGGCUAUUUCAAGUUCAUCAAGAAGAUCAAUUAGAAAAAGAAUUGAGUUUCGUUGAACAAAAUAUACUUCCGACCGAAAGUACAAAUCAGCGAUUUCUCGAAAAUGGGACUUCCAAGGAGCCAAUAAUGUUGCCAGAAUCUUUCGUAGCUGAUGAGAAAGGCAUGGUCCUAAUCGGACCGAAUGGUACGAAAAUAUCGAAGGAGAGAUUAUCUCUGAUCAACUGGGGUUCAAACGGUCCGACCAUAACGCGGAAGCUACUGAUGGAAGUAUUCGAUAGAAAUACGUUGGCUUUUGGAAGCCUUACCGGCAAACCUUCGCCGGCUUUUACCGACAUCGCUAAGCCAACGAAAAACCAACUAGAUCCGUUAAAAGUAGCGGACAUUGUACAUUUCAUGACAGAGUACACGGAGAUGACAGCAAAGGAAGUCAAAGGUGCCGUCACAACGAAAUGCGCUGAUGAGAAUAAAAUGUAUCGUCAACGGCAAAAGAAGCGUAUGGAGAUAGCUUUAAAGAUCAAAACCAAAAAGCUUAGAAAUUUUUAA